GUCAAUCUAAUUAUCCUUAGAAAGGACUGAAGGUUCAGUUAUUUUGAGUGACAUGGCUAUUUAAGGCCCUUCUUUUAAAGACAUUUUAUCUGGAUUUGACUUUGUGAUCUGGUAAGUUUCAUUGUCCACAGAAAAACUAAUUGCAAUAGUCUUAUAAACUGCAUGAAGUCUUCAUCCUGCUGGGUUUUUAUUGAAUGCAAAAUUACCCACAGCUCAAUUUGCUUUUACAGAAAGUAUUUUGUAAUAUGUUUCAAGUUGGAAGUACUGACUCUAGAUGCUGCAGCAGAUCUUUUUCACAAAGCUGUGCUCUCUUUUGGCAUACAUAAAACUGUCUUAAUAUUCUGAAAAAAUUACUCUGCAAAAUGCACGUCUCUAGUGCAGUGUUGUGACAGAAAUAUCUAUCACGACAAUGUAAUGAUGCUUAAUGUUGCAUUGCAGUUUUGUUAAUCUGUGGGGAAAAUCACUCCUGCUUUAUUUUCCUUCCGUAGUGGCAUAUUGAAGCUGUUUAUUAGCACAGAGAAAUUUAGGUUGGAAGGGACCUCUGGUGGUCAUCUGGUCCAGCCUCCUGCUCAAAGCAUUUUCAACUAGAUGAGGUAUAUAUUUAUUUAGGUGCAAGAUGUCUGCCCUGAGGCUGAUUUCUAACAGAACCUCCCAGCAGGCCUUGUCUAACUCUGAUUACACCUGGGAGUAUGAGUACUAUGAGUAUGGACCAGUGUCGUUUGAAGGCCUGAAGGCUCAUAAGUAUUCCAUUGUGAUUGGAUUUUGGGUUGGUCUUGCGGUUUUUGUCAUCUUCAUGUUUUUUGUCUUGACCCUGCUGACGAAGACAGGAGCACCACAUCAAGACAAUGCAGAACCCUCUGAAAAAAGAUUUUGCAUGAAUAGCUUUGUGGCAGAUUUUGGAAGACCUCUAGAGUCAGAGAGGGUCUUUUCUCGUCAAAUAGCUGAAGAAUCCCGGUCACUUUUCCAUUUCUGUAUUAAUGAAGUGGAACAUUUGGACAAAGCAAAACAAAGUCAGAAAGGUCCCAGUCUGGAGAGUCAUAUCCACUUCCAGGAAGUUCCCAGGAGCAGUGGAAUGUUUGAGGAGGACCUAAAUUGUCUUACAAAAUUUAACAUUCCUAACUUCGUGAACACAGAGCAGAACUCUUCACUAGGUGAGGAUGAUCUCCUCAUCUCAGAGCCACCAAUCAUUUUAGAAAGCAAAUCGGUCAUGCAGUCUUCCCAUCGGAUCCUUGACUGAAAAGUCUUUUACUUUAAGCUUCUGAAGGAUACCGUAACAACUUGCAGGGAUGGUGAAGGCCGGAGCGUGGCAUUGGGAGGUUUGUGAAAACGCCUC
Messenger RNA from Chroicocephalus ridibundus (black-headed gull), 1333 nucleotides. It is a transcript of the gene MRAP2, whose product is annotated as melanocortin 2 receptor accessory protein 2. Gene Ontology annotation, cellular component: endoplasmic reticulum; plasma membrane. The record is from RefSeq and is a predicted model, not a curated record. The coding region runs from base 617 to 1237 and encodes 206 amino acids. The transcript has 5 exons. Gene Ontology annotation, molecular function: corticotropin hormone receptor binding; signaling receptor regulator activity; type 4 melanocortin receptor binding. NCBI's taxonomy places the organism in Eukaryota, Metazoa, Chordata, Aves, Charadriiformes, Laridae. Gene Ontology annotation, biological process: regulation of adenylate cyclase-activating G protein-coupled receptor signaling pathway; protein localization to plasma membrane.